UGUGUUCAGAGUGUGUUCAGAGUGUGUUCAGAGUGUGUUCAGAGUGUGUUCAGAGUGUGUUCAGAGUGUGUUCAGAGUGUGUUCAGUGUGUGUUCAGAGUGUGUUCCAGUGUGUGUUCAGAGUGUGUGUUCCAGUGUGUUUGAGCCUACAGGACAGUCGGGAUCUCACUGGCUAAAUCUCACAGCAAAUCCCUUGAGCUGCGACUUGACAUGGCCUGACUGAUCUCUGUGGGAAGUUUCAGGAAAUGCAACAGGUGGCAGGACUCCGGGAAUCAACCGCAAACCUCGCUCCAUUGAGCGUCCUCCUGCUGGCGACGCCUUCACGGACCCUCCGGGAGUCGGACAACUGCCUACUCACGGUCCGGCUGCACCAUGGAGGACGGAUUUUCCCCACAAAGCGACUCCAACGUGAAGGUCGCGGUGCGAGUGCGCCCCAUGAACCGGAGAGAAAAAGACCUUAAAACAAAAUGUGUGGUGGAGAUGGAUGGGAACCAGACCGUUCUGCAUCCAGCAGCUACCCACCUGAGCAAAGGAGAUCCUCGGAAUCAGCCUAAGGUGUUCGCCUACGACUACUGCUUCUGGUCCAUGGAUGAGUCCCAGCAGGACAAGUUUGCAGGUCAGGACGUGGUGUUCCAGUGUCUCGGGGAGAGUCUGCUGGACAACGCCUUCAUGGGAUACAACGCCUGCAUCUUCGCUUACGGACAAACUGGUUCUGGGAAGUCGUACACCAUGAUGGGCUCGGCGGAGCAGCCCGGCCUCAUCCCUCGCCUCUGCAGCUCGCUGUUCAGCCGGACGGUGCAGGAGGCCUUCGAGGGCGAGACCUUCGCCGUGGAGGUUUCCUUCAUGGAGAUCUACAACGAGAAGGUCCGGGACCUGCUGGACCCCAAAGGGAGUCGCCAGGCGCUCCGCGUCCGGGAGCACAAGGUCCUGGGGCCGUACGUGGACGGCCUGUCCCGCCUGGCCGUGGCCAGCUACAAGGACAUCGAGUCCCUGAUGUCGGAGGGGAACAAGUCCCGCACGGUGGCGGCUACGAACAUGAACGAGGAGAGCAGCCGCUCGCACGCCGUCUUCAACAUCAUCCUCACGCACACGCUGCUGGACCUGCAGUCGGGGACCAGCGGGGAGAAGGUGAGUAAGCUGAGUCUGGUGGAUCUGGCCGGGAGCGAGCGCGCGGCGAAGACCGGCGCGGCGGGGGAGCGGCUGAAGGAAGGAAGCAACAUCAACAAGUCUCUCAGCACUCUGGGGCUGGUGAUCUCGGCCCUGGCGGAUCAGGGCGUCGGCAAGAACCGGAGCAAGUUCGUCCCCUACAGAGACUCGGUGCUGACCUGGCUGCUCAAGGACAGCCUGGGGGGGAACAGCCGCACCGCCAUGGUGGCCACCAUCAGCCCGGCGGCCGACAACUACGACGAGACGCUGUCCACGCUGCGCUACGCCGACCGGGCCAAGAGCAUCGUCAACCACGCCGUGGUGAACGAGGACCCCAACGCCCGCAUCAUCCGGGAGCUCCGGGAGGAGGUGGAGAAGCUGAGGGAGCAGCUCACGGAGGCCGAGUCCAUGAAGGCGCCGGAGCUGAAGGAGCGGCUGGAGGAGUCGGAGAAGCUGAUCCAGGAGAUGACGGUCACCUGGGAGGACAAGCUGCGGAAGACGGAGGCCGUCGCUCAGGAGCGCCAGAAACAGCUGGAGAGCCUGGGCAUCUCGCUCCAGUCGUCCGGCAUCAGAGUGGUGGACGACAAGUGUUUCCUGGUCAACCUGAACGCCGACCCCGCCCUCAACGAGCUGCUGGUCUACUACCUCAAGGAACACACGCGCGUGGGCUCGGCCGACUCUCAGGACAUCCAGCUGUGUGGGAUGGCCAUCCAGGCGGAGCACUGCGUCAUCGACGUGGCGGACGACAGCGGCGUGGUGCUCACGCCUCACCGCAGCGCUCGAACUUGUGUAAACGGCGCCGCCGUCACCAGUCCAGUGCCGCUCCAUCACGGAGACAGAAUCCUGUGGGGGAACAACCACUUCUUCAGGAUCAACCUGCCCCGGCACCUGGUCCACGCAGGCGUUGAGGACGAGGACGGCGGCGCCGCCAUGAGGACGUACGUGAGCAGCGACCAGCUGGAGGUGGACCUGGACGCGUCCAGCGACGUGUCCAGCGAGCUGAGCUUCGGCUACGAGUUCGCCCAGGCCGAGGUCAUGAUGAAGGGCAUGGGCACCAACGACCCGCUGCAGGCCGUGCUGCAGACGCUGGAGCGGCAGCACGAGGAGGAGAAGCGCUGCGCCCUGGAGCGCCAGCGGCUGAUGUACGAGACGGAGCUGCAGCAGCUGCGCCGCCGCCUCGGCCCCGAGCAGGCGGGCGCAGCCGGCUCGCCCGGCGUACCCAAACGGGUGCGCCGCUGGAGCGAGGACAGGGAGGCCAUGAUGACCCGCGGCCUGCGGCGUCUCCGGGAGCAGAUCAUGCGGGCGAAGCUGCUGGCCGAGGAGGCGAGUUUCAUCGCCGAGGAGCUGCACAAGAGGACGGAGUACCUGGUGACGCUGCAGAUCCCGGCAGCCAACCUGGACGCCAACCGGAAGCGGGACGUGGUUCUGAGCGAACCCGCCAUCCAGGUCCGUCGGAAGGGGAAGGGGAAGCAGAUCUGGGCCUUGGAGAAGAUGGAGAACCGGCUGGUGGACAUGAGGGAGCUGUACCAGGAGUGGAAGGACUUCGACGAGGACAAUCCGGCGAUGCGGUCGCAUUUCAAGCACACCGACCCGUUCUUCGACGAGCAGGAGAACCACAGCCUGAUCGGCGUGGCCAACGUCUUCCUCGCCUGCCUGUUCCACGACGUCAAACUGCAGUACGCAGUUCCCAUCAUCAACCAGAAGGGGGAGGUGGCGGGUCGUCUGCACGUGGAGCUGUGGCGAGGGACGGAGAGCUCGGAGGACGACGCCUCGGGCCGCCCCGAUGCUCAGCUGAGCAGCACCGAUGAAGAUGCUCAGGAGAAGAAGCUGGACUGUGUGGUGAAGAUCCUCCAGGCCACCGGUCUCCCCCGCCACCUGUCCAACUUCGUCUUCUGCAACUACCACUUCUGGGGGCAGGAGGACCCGCUGUUCACGGCGCCGGAGGUGGCGCCGACCAGCUCCUCGUCCGCCUCCAAGGACCCGCAGUGCACGGUGGUGUUCGACAGCCCCAAGGAGUUCUCGGUGCCGGUGUCGGAGGACCUGGUGGAGUUCCUGGCGGACGGCUCCAUCGCCAUCGAGGUGUACGGACACAAGCAGGCCAACCACCGCAGGAACCUGGCGCUGUGGGACCUGGGGGUGAUCCAGGCCAAGACCCGGUCCCUCAGGGAGAGGUGGAGCGAGGUGACGCGGCGCCUGGAGCUGUGGGUGCAGGUGAUGGAGCUGAGCGAGGCGGGAGACUUCGCCCCCGUGGAGGUUCUUCCUGCACGGGACGUCCGGACCGGAGGUGUCUUCCAGCUCAGACAGGGCCAGUCCCGGCACCUGCGGGUGGAGGUGCGUGCGGUGCCCGACUCCGGCACCAUGCCGCUCAUCGCUGCGUCCGUCCAGUCCGUCUCCAUCGGGGACGUGAAGGUCCGGCAGACGAGCCGGUCCAGACCCGACCCGGCACCGGACGAGGACAUGGACAGUUACCAGGAGGUGGAGCUGGAGAGGAUGAAGGACAAGUGUCUGAGGACGCUGGCCGAGCGGCAGGAAUACCUGGACCAGCAGCUGCAGAAGGUCGUCUCCAAACCAGACAAGUCUGAGGACGACGUGGAGCGAGAGUCUCAGCUGCUGGAGGGACGUCUGACCCUGACGGAGGAACGGAACGCCGUCCUGGUGCCGUCGGCCGGCAGCGGCAUCCCCGGAGCCCCGGCCCAGAGGGUUCCAGUUCCCGGGAUGGAGACGCACAUCCCCGUCCUGUUCCUGGACCUCAGCGCCGACGACUUCCAGUCCAGCCCGGUUCUGGCCGGCGGGUACGACGCCGUGCUGAGCGAGGAGGACGAGGACGAAUUCUUCGAGCUGCAGGUCGUCAGACACUACGACUCGGAGGUGAAGGUGGAGGCGUCCUGGGACUCCACGGUGCACGAGUGUCCCCAGCUGAGCCGCUCCACGCCCUCGGACCAGCGGGUCUACCUGACGGUCCGCGCCGCCGUGCAGCUGAGCCACCCGGCCGAGAUGCAGCUGAUGCUGCGGAAACGCAUCUGCGUCAACGUCACGGGGAAGCAGGGUUUCGCCCAGAGCCUCCUGAAGAGGAUGUCCCAGCGCAGCCCGAUCCCCGGCUGCGGCGUCACGUUUGAGGUCGUCUCCAACAUCCCUGGCGACAUCCACGGCCCGGAGGACCGCGAGAUGCUGGCCCGGCUGGCCGCCAGCGCCGAGGACGACCAGUCGGCCGACAGCAUGGAGGUCAUCGAGAAGUACCUGCGCAGCGUCCUGGCGGUGGAGAACCUGCUCACGCUGGACCGGCUCAGACAGGAGGUGGCGGUGCGGGAGCAGCUGGCGGUCCGAGGGAAGCCGGCCCGGUGCAGCCUGAGCACCCCCAACAUCUCCCGGCUGUCGGCCAGCAGCAUGGACCUCUACUCCUCCCUGCACAGGCUGGGGGACAUCAAGGGCUGGGAGAGCCACCAGGACCUGUCGGGGGUUCCUCCUCCACCCAGACGGACGCUGCCCAGCUCCACCAGCUCCACCUGCUCCACCUGCACCUCCCAGAACCUGAACCUGGACCCGGGCGUUGCGUCUCAUCCCCCUCCAGCGGCGUCCGUCCCUCGGCUGCUGAAGUCUCUGCUCCCCGGCGGGAGGGACGAAGGUCUGGAGGAGGAGGCCGCCCGUCGGCAGAGUCUGCCUCGCAUCGUGGUCCAGUCGGCCAGCGUGGAGGACGGACUGGUUAAACAUCAGCAGCCGGUUCCCAUCGAGGAAAUCAUCCCCGCCGACUUGGAGUUCUCUGCCCCGCUCCCGCCUCCGGUAACCGUGGAGACGGAGGACGUCACGCCGAGCCCCGUCAGCGACGUGUCCAGCGGCUACAUGUCCACCAGCGUUUCCACGGUGACGCUGUCGGACGUUUACACGCUGAGCUGGGACCUGCCCCCGUCCUGCAGCGCCGGGGCGGUACCGGAUGAGGAGGAGGAGCCGUCGUCACCGGGCCAAUCAGAGGCUCCAGAGCCGUCACCGCCGGGCCAAUCAGAGGCUCCGGAGCCGUCACCGCCGGGCCAAUCAGAGGCUCCGGAGCCGUCACCACCGGGCCAAUCAGAGGCUCCGGAGCCGGUACCGGGCCAAUCAGAGGCUCCGGAGCCGUCACCACCGGGCCAAUCAGAGGCUCCGGAGCCGUCACCACCGGGCCAAUCAGAGGCUCCGGAGCCGUCACCACCGGGCCAAUCAGAGGCUCCGGAGCCGUCACCACCGGGACAAUCAGAGGCUCCGGAGCCGUCACCACCGGGCCAAUCAGAGGCUCCGGAGCCGUCACCACCGGGCCAAUCAGAGGCUCCGGAGCCGGUACCGGGCCAAUCAGAGGCUCCGGAGCCGUCACCGCCGGGCCAAUCAGAGGCUCCGGAGCCGUCACCGGGUUCCAACGAGGUCACAGCGGACGAUACCGGGUCGGAUCCAACCCAUCCUACAUCAGUCCAGGUGAAGGAGGGAGAAGAACCAGAACCAGAAACGCUGUUAGCGUCGGACCAGUUAAACAGCUCGGAACCAGAACCUGAAACCAAACCCGGUAAACCGGCACAAACCUGCGACUCUAAACCCGACGGUCCCAUCAAAGAAGUUCUGGAAAGGCAACAAGACCCGGCGGUUCCUGACAGUACCGGAGACCCAGCACCGGAUCUGAUCCCAGCUCUGCCUGAAGCUUCCCCGUCCGGUCCAGAACCAAACACAGACUCUAGUCCUGGAUCUUCACCCCAGGAAAAACCGUCUCCUGCUCCGCCCGGCGUCCGGGCCACACAGGACCCGGCACCGAACCCCUUCAGGAUCCAGAAGGUGAAGUCGUCAGACCUCAAGUCCUUCCAGCAGAUCGUGGGCGAGGAGACGGGUCAGGACCGGGCCGGGACCGGCAGCCCCGGAGCCGGACUCAACCUGCCGGUGCCGGCGGAGAACCUGGAGAUCAUCUCGGACUGCGAGGACGGAGACGCCGCGGCGGUUCUGCCCGACUGGCUGAAGGUCGGGGAGCUGGUGACGGUCGGGACCAACAAGACCGGGCUGGUCCGGUUCGUGGGGGCCACGGCCUUCGCUGACGGAACCUGGGUCGGAGUAGAACUGGAGGUUCCGGCAGGGAAGAACGACGGCUCGGUGGGGGGGAAGCACUACUUCCACUGUAACCCGGGUUACGGGGUGCUGGUGCGGCCCCGGCCGGGUGACCCGGGGCGGGGUGAAGCGCCGGCGCCAGCAGCAGCAGAAGCGCCGCAGCGCCAACCUGUCCGGCUCCAGCCCCAACCUGGCGGCGCUGACGGCUCUGGCCAAGGGGGAGGCGGCGCCGGGCGGCCGGAGCCGGGGGGGAGAACCGCAAGUCCUGGAACACUUGAACGCACCGCCGACCCGGCCGGGGGGGCCCGGGCCCGCCGGCACCCCCGGGAAGCUCCAACCGGAGCUUUAAAACACUGGAACUGCUGAUUUUUUACCAGCGAAUAUGAAUGUUUAAGGUACAUUUAUGCAAAAAGAAUCAAAUUAUUAUUUUAACU
Molecule: messenger RNA, 6631 nt
Organism: Cololabis saira (Pacific saury)
Lineage: Eukaryota; Metazoa; Chordata; Actinopteri; Beloniformes; Belonidae
Product: kinesin-like protein KIF13B
Biological process (GO): microtubule-based movement; regulation of protein localization
Cellular component (GO): adherens junction
Molecular function (GO): microtubule binding; ATP binding; cell adhesion molecule binding
Source: RefSeq, a predicted model, not a curated record